AUGUGUCGCCUGCUGGAAGCGAGCCAGCAGCGGUCCGACGAAGCAAUCAAAACAUUGACUGAAGCUCAGCCUAGGCUCGAAGUUGAGAUUGCUGAGAUGCACAGAUCCGCUGACACCACACGCAGCACCCAAGCCAACGACAAUCUCGACUCUGGUAGACACGAAGUUCCAAUCGACAACAUCAAUUCCCCUCAGCAAAACACGAACCUCGGUAGCAAAGGAUCCCAAGGUCUCCUGCCACCCUCCGGGGCCAAAGAACGACGAGCCCCACUCUGUGACACACAUAUGCGGACGGAAGCAGAACCCAUCCGGUCCGCUCAGCCAACAGCCGAAAUCCGGCCUCAACAAACCACACGUCAAGCCACGCACGAUUCACCCUCUGAAGACUGUGUUCCCUCGAUCCGAUUCUUAGACAGUUGGAAAGAGGAUAUGAUGAGAGAAAUGAUGCAGAAGUUCUCAGACAGGCAAUCCGUUUACACCACCGAGCAUUUGGAUCUAGUGUCAAGAACCACUGAGAAAUCUCCUUUCUCAGAGUGGAUUCAGAAUGAGCCUAAGCCCCGGGACUUCAUCAUCCCUUCCCUGCCUGCGUUUAAUGGAAAGGGAGAUCCGCUAAACCAUUUAUUCCAAUUUCAGCAGAAAAUGGCAUUAGAAGCUAACAAUGAAGCCAUUCAAUGCAAGGUCUUUUCAACGACUUUCUCUGGGCCAGCUUUGUUGUGGUUCCGACAGUUAAAGCCCAGAUCCCUCAACAGUUUUAGUGACCUCCGACGGACCUUUUUACAACAAUAUAGUGCGAACCAUGAGGCACCAAGAACAAUGGCUGAACUCUAUCGGAUUGAGCAAGGGGAAAAUGAACAUCCGAAAGCUUAUUUACAGUGUUUCAUUGACCUCGUGCAUCAAAUCCACGAAAUCGAUCCAAUUACUGCAGCUAAUCUCUUCGUCAAAAGCUUGCAGGUGGGGUCUCUUUUACAUGAAAAUCUCACCAUGACACCACCCUGCGACAUGGCAGAGGUGCAGACCCGAGCCGAGGGCGUCUUCAGGGUCUUGGAAUUUUGA
This is a messenger RNA of Humulus lupulus (European hop), 1053 nucleotides long. RefSeq lists its product as uncharacterized. Bases 1 to 1053 code for a protein of 350 amino acids. Lineage: Eukaryota; Viridiplantae; Streptophyta; Magnoliopsida; Rosales; Cannabaceae. The transcript has a single exon. The record is from RefSeq and is a predicted model, not a curated record.